CAGCGAACCUAUAUAAGCAGCCUGAGGGGCUGCACCCUCACGCUAGGGUCGCCGUGAGGGACGCUGCUGGAGGCCUGUUUUGGGGACGGCUUGCGCUAGCUGAGGCUGCACAUCGGGGACGAUGGCGGAGGGAGAUAAUCGCAGCACCAACCUACUGGCUGCAGAGACUGCAAGUCUGGAAGAGCAGCUGCAAGGAUGGGGAGAAGUGAUGCUGAUGGCAGAUAAAGUCCUGCGAUGGGAAAGAGCCUGGUUUCCACCUGCCAUCAUGGGUGUGGUUUCUUUGGUCUUUCUGACUAUCUACUAUCUGGAUCCAUCUGUUCUUUCCGGUGUUUCCUGUUUUGUUAUGUUUUUGUGCUUGGCUGACUACCUUGUUCCCAUUCUAGCGCCUAGAAUUUUUGGCUCCAAUAAAUGGACCACUGAGCAACAGCAGAGAUUCCAUGAAAUUUGCAGCAACCUAGUAAAAACUCGACGCAGAGCUGUGGGCUGGUGGAAACGCCUUUUUACGCUAAAGGAAGAAAAGCCUAAAAUGUACUUCGUGACCAUGAUCAUUUCUCUUGCUGCGGUUGCUUGGGUGGGACAGCAAGUCCACAACCUUCUUCUCACCUACCUGAUAGUGACUUUCUUACUGUUGCUUCCUGGACUAAACCAACACGGAAUCAUUUCGAAGUACAUUGGAAUGGCCAAAAGGGAGAUAAACAAGCUUCUCAAACAAAAAGAGAAGAAAAAUGAAUAAAGCACCUGCUUUAUUCAGUGUGAUUAAUGCCGCAUACAUUGUCCUUGGGAACUGUGUGUGUUGUGUUGUCUGGAUACUAAAAUGUUAACAGAAGUAGCGCUUUGCUCUCCCUCAUCCUGCCCUUAGUAGAAAUUCCAACUUUCCAAGAAAGGCUUUGUGUCCAGUGUCUUCACGGGUGCCUUCUCAUCAGCUGGCCCCAUGUGAACAACUCAUUUGUGAGUAACCACUUCUCCCGGCUUUUCUCACCCAGGGUUAGUUGAACUCUUCUUUUAAAAAAAUACAGUGGUGAACUUCACCCUUUAGUACAGUUUACAGUGACAUGGGAUAAUUGUUUCAGUUGAUCUUUGCUUUAGCUGGAUACAAGAUAGUGGUCUCUGGCUAUAGGAAGCUGGUUUUGCGACAGGUUAAAAAACUGGUUUCGUGAAUAUAGAGACCAAGUUUACCAUUUCUGAUGAAGAGACCAUUUCAGAUUCAUUCCUCAUUCUGUUACGAUACCAUGGGAGAAGUUUCCUCAUGGAAUAAAAUGAAACUAAUUACAUGCCCUAGAAUGUGUUGUGCAGAAUUUAGCAAUUUGUAAGAAACAAGGAUCUUUCUUCCCAGAUGGAGAAUCUGACAGGCUUAGAACACUUGUCCCUUUGCACUUGAAAUUAGUGUAUCCUUAAAGGCGUUUUAGUAGCAGGCUUCCAAAAGUUGGUAUUUAGGAUUUUUAGCAUACUUUUAAUUUCAGAUUUUCAGCUAACUGAAACUAAAGUACAUAAUAGGUUAAGACUCACGUCUAUGACCUUCACUCCAAGACCAGCCAAUGAAGGACAAAAGUCUUCCUGUGUUUACUCAAGAUUAAUUUCAGUAGAGAAUAAUCUUAUCCUACUAAUUGUUCAAGACCAGAAUAAGCCUUUAAAGGUAAGCCUCAAGAUUGUCAUUUUAUGGUAAUGCUGGCUGCUUUUGGUCCCCAUAGAUUUAGCAUAGGAGGUGGAGAGGAGCUAGCAGCUGACUUUUUCCCCAGCUAUUUCUCUGAAGAAUGCAAGGGCUGUUGGUGGGAGCAGACUUGUGGUGAUAGUUGGCCUCUGGUUUGCAGAGACUUCGUAAUUCUUUGGAAGGCAUCUUAGAAUCAUUCUCCCUUUCAGUAGCUAGAGAGUUAGAGUAGUUGAAAUCUGUAGGAAUGAACCUCUGAGGACUAAAAAUGUGACGGAUUUGGGAACAGUUCUUAAACUCUGAUUAACUAGUUGUAAUAUAGUUUUGUGGAUUUAUUGCACUGAUGCUGUAAAACCUGGACUUUGUGGUAUAUCUGUCCCUAAGUAAGUGUUGUUUUCUCUCCUUCAAUAUUGCUGUAAACAGUGGCACCCAUGUAGCACAUGUUUGAUUUUUCUUUUUUAAUGUUUCUAUGAAAACUACAAACUACCUUAAUUUACAUGUUUCCUUAUUGUAAAUAAGCUUGUCUUCCUAUCCGGAUUUUUUUGUGUAUGUGUAUUCUACCGAUUAACUACUUUUGCAGUUUUAAUCCUAUAUGAUUUCUUCUACUUUGUUUUGUGUAAAGGGGGAAAAAUAAAAAAGCUGGAAUCUC
This is a messenger RNA of Camelus dromedarius (Arabian camel), 2294 nucleotides long. It is a transcript of the gene ARL6IP1, whose product is annotated as ADP ribosylation factor like GTPase 6 interacting protein 1. Lineage: Eukaryota; Metazoa; Chordata; Mammalia; Artiodactyla; Camelidae. Gene Ontology annotation, cellular component: membrane; Sec61 translocon complex. Gene Ontology annotation, biological process: cotranslational protein targeting to membrane. The record is from RefSeq and is a predicted model, not a curated record. Bases 122 to 733 code for a protein of 203 amino acids. The transcript has 6 exons.